GAGCCAUGAGGAAGGCCACAUGACCCCCAUUGUACCUCACACCAUUCCAUGUCAAACUUCCGACUUUUGCCAAUUAGUUGUCUCAGCAUCGCAUUAGGUACCUGGAAAUGCAAGGAAAGGCCAUGGAUGUGGAAGAUCGGUUAUUGUUGCUGUUGCCGGAGUCGAAUUGGACGUGCGUUGCAGAGAGAAGCUUUGGUCCCAUCGGCUGUGGGAACGGGAUACAUUUUGACGGUAUCGAGGCUCAUGAUUCUUUGAAGGAGACCUAAAAUCUUUGUGAAAGUUCAUCGCAGACAACGUUGUCAAGGAGGAGGACGAAGCUUUGAGUUGAUUGAAGAAGAGGGACAGAAUAUCACAAUGGGAGCUCCUACCAAAACAGCCUCUAAGAUCCUCGUAGGGCGGCCAAUACAGGAUUCGGAACUUGAGAAGAGCAGGCAGAAAAGGGGAAACAAGUUGCGCCCGGUUCUCUUGGUAUCUGAGAUGCAUGAAAAGGAAGAGCAACAGAGGACACGGGUUGCUCCGAAGGAAAUUAUCUUUGAUCCUCCCCAGCAGAAUCUUAUGUUUGAUUACCGGGUCCAUCGUGGCUCCACGCGUGUUCCGAGCAUGCCUGAACCAUUAUCCCCUCCUCGUAAACCGAAGGUUAGGAAUGAUGUGUCCGACCUUCGUUCGAGGACACCAAUACCUCAGCUCGCCGUGUUGGAUCAUUACUUGGAGCCACUGCCAAAUCCUGAUAGAGAGGAGCUGGAUCCUUCUCCACCAAAACGUCCCAUUCCUCCCUUUGCUCCGUGGCCUCCACUUCCAGAAAAAGAAACACAGAUUUGGCCAGGAGAUUUGUUCUGGUUCGAUGACGAUGUGGAGCCCAUGCUCGAGCAGCUUGUCGGACGUUGUCUUGAGCAGGGUUACAUGGAAUGCCAAGAGAGCUUGACAAUUGAAGCGCAACGAGCUCAGCAAGAAAACUUUGAGCUCAUCCAAGCGUGCGAGCUAGAUGUUUGGCAACGCAUGCGCCUGGCGGAGAUUCGAGUGAACGAAGAAAGACUGAGACGUUUAGACCAAAAGAAAGUCGCCGACGUCUCCGAAGCAUGCUUGAAAAGCAAGGUGGAAUUGCAGCAAAUUGCUAACAGCUUCUUGAACACCCUCAAGGCUGAGGUCUUUCACAGUUUGGAAGCUAAGGGAAUGUUCUUGGAUCCGUGCGAGGAGGAGCUGAAAGCGCUUUACUUGCCCACAUUGGUGAGGAAGAUGGAGUUAGAAUGCAAUGAGAUGAUCAAUUACCGCCUGACCACGCAGCUCUUGGUGGACGAAACAGUGGAGUGUCCUAUGUAUAUGGAGAGAGCAGAGGAAGGAAUGGACCUCAUCCUUGGAAGGUUACUUGGCAUAUUGGAUUCAUGGAUUUGUUAUGAGGACAACGUGGGGAUUGAGCUGGAAGCAGCGGAGAUUGCUUCUGAGAGAAUCAUGCAGGGUUCUGUCGGGGAAGUGUGCUUAGUAACUGCAACGUCCCAUGCUGUUCUGAACGGUGCAUUAGAGGCCACAGACGAAGCAUUUGACACGGUUCACAGGUUUAUGGAGAAUGUUUUAGACCAAACCCGAGAAGACGAGCAGUUCGGAUCUUUACUGAGCCAAUUUCAAGAUGACAGAUAAAGAGUCUUAGCCGUCAAGUUUCCUUUGUUUCACGACCUAGAUAAUUUGACAAUCGUGAAAGCUAGCCAUGUAAAGUUGUACAUGUGGUAAGUCAUGCCUGCUUCUCAAUGCCCAGUUACAUAGUCAAUUAUUUAAGACAAGACUAUGUGUUGAUAAAGCCGCUCAAUGUAACAACCUGAAAAAAUUACUGAUCUCCAAAUAUCAUUGUAAAGAAGAAAUUCAUUAUGGGUAGUGCACUUGACCCUACAUAGUGCAAAAUAUGACUAAAAUGUUCUACAUUGAUGUUAUAAGUCGAAAUUCAAAAUCUGGACAUUGUUGCGAAA
Physcomitrium patens is the source of this 1955-nucleotide messenger RNA. Lineage: Eukaryota; Viridiplantae; Streptophyta; Bryopsida; Funariales; Funariaceae. The record is from RefSeq and is a predicted model, not a curated record.